UACGUAGAACUGAUAAGGAUUGACCCCUGACUUGAGUAUGAAUAACGAAACAAUAUUCGGCUGUUUUUUACUCAGUGGUACAUAAGUCAGGGAACAUGUGGCUGCAAAAGUUUAUAGUUAUAUUCUGUUUAAUAAUUGUCGCGGCAUCAGGCCAAGAUGAUACGGAAGAAGACAUUUCAACGGAGAGCGAGAAAUUGGCACAAGGAGAGAAAAAGUUGAGCGACAAUAUCCUGAUGAUGCUAGAACAUUUUAGGCAACCAGACCCUGUAGGUCUACCAGGUGACGUCAUACCAGACCCUUGUCCUGUGGCAGACAUGAAGCAGUCUCUACAACUAGGCACGCUGUACCUGACCAAUACAAAGGUCCACGGUCUUAGUAAACUCAGAAUCUUACAUGUGAAUGCUGAAGUCGAAGAUCUUGUGGUUGAAGCAGCAUUAAGGAUAGAUGCCUUGCAAGCUCGAGGCAACUACUCGAUAUCAUCAUGGUUCGGUUCUUCAAGGGGACCGUUCACAGUCGACAUCACAGGCCUGAAAAUAUUGGCAAAGGCUAAUGUCGGUGUAGAAAUAGACGGAAAGCUACGAGCCCAAGACAUCCACGUCGACCUAAGCUUCAGCAAAAUAGCCACCAACUUCGAAAACUUAGGCUUCCUUGGAGGUAUGUUGCAGAGCAUUAUUAACACUGGAGGUGCUUCCAUCUUUGACUCAAGUAUGCCAGCUAUCCUCAAGGAAGCCUAUCCUAAAGCUAGAGCUGAAAUCAAUGCUAAACUUGAAGAAGUCGCUGGCGAUUUACAAUUCCCCAACUCCAUUUCUCCUCUGGACAUGGUGAUCAUCGACGUUAGGAAAAAAAUAAGCGACAUGAAGUUAGACCCGUACAAGAUCAAAGAUAACAACACUACAAUGAGUAUAUUCACUAUUUCUUUGGCUAACACCUGGGUGACUGGAAUAUCUUCUUUCCAAAGAGUUGGUAAUAUAACUUUGAAGAUGGAAAACAAUACAGCUAUAGCAGACUUUGAGGUUGGUACACAAAAGUUGGAAGGAAGAACUCAGUGGGAUGUGUCGGCAGUGAGUGGACUUGUGUCUAGAGCGGGUACGGCGGCGUUUUCUAUAGAGUACUUUGGUGCCAGGGUGAUACUGGCACAGCCGCUGGACACCAGGAAAGCUCCCACAUUAAGGGACAUAGAUCUCGAUAUAGGUAACAUCCAAGUUCGCUUCGACGGUGCAGGCACUCUGGACUACGUGAUUGAAUUUGCAAUAAACGUUAUUCCUAAUCUUCUAAGAUACCAGAUAAUGAAUGCUUUCGAAGGACCUUUGAGGGAAAGAAUUCAGCAGGAACUGACCAAGGUAAAUGUGGAUGAGCUGAUCAAACAAGAGUUACCAAAACUUGAUCAAAUGCAAGAGACAGGCUUCAAGCUAUCAGCUCUAAGAGGGCCAGAGAAUGCUAAUGUGAAGUAUGAUGAAGACGAGUUCUUUAACUUUUAAACGUAGCUUUGUACCAUAUAUGUAUAUGUAUAAUGUAUAUCUACCGUAUAGUCCACAAUGAAGUUCCUACCUAUAGCUUUUUUUUUCAAUAAAAUAUAAGCACUUGUCCAAUGACACAUCUCCAAUGAAUUCUAUUGUUUAUAUUGAAUCAUCAUCUUGCUGAUAAGUAUACGAGUAUGUAUAAUUACGCAUAAUAAAUAAUUAAUUAAAAUGUUAAUUCAAAACAAAUACAUUUAUGAAGAAAUA
Spodoptera frugiperda (fall armyworm) is the source of this 1724-nucleotide messenger RNA. RefSeq lists its product as uncharacterized. NCBI's taxonomy places the organism in Eukaryota, Metazoa, Arthropoda, Insecta, Lepidoptera, Noctuidae. The transcript has 3 exons. The coding region runs from base 96 to 1478 and encodes 460 amino acids. The record is from RefSeq and is a predicted model, not a curated record.